This is a messenger RNA of Parascedosporium putredinis, 1065 nucleotides long. The record is from the annotation of a GenBank genome assembly. NCBI's taxonomy places the organism in Eukaryota, Fungi, Ascomycota, Sordariomycetes, Microascales, Microascaceae.
AUGGACAAGCUCGUUCAGCGCACCGUCAAGGCCGAGAGGCAGGUCAUCCGCCGCCUAAAGAAGCAGAACAACAAGUCCUACCGCCACGAGUACCGCGAUCGCGUCCGCCGCGCCAAGUCCGCCCUCGAGGAUCUCAACAAGAACGUCGCCGACCUCGGCCACGGCGUCGUGACUGAGCACGCCAGGACGGCGAAACAAACUGCCGAGUUCCUGCUUCGUCCGUUCGAGGUCGAAGCGCGCUGCGGCUGGGCCGGCGGCGCGAGGUUCCUUAACCUCGCUGUGGGGGAUCGGGUUGUCAUCACAGAGGGGCAUGACAAGGGCAAGAUUGAUACCAUCACCACUGUCAACCGUGCUACGGGGACUGUUGAGCUUAGCGAGAAUGGCAAGCUAACACAACCCUCUCCGUCUUCUAUAGCUCGUCGCGAAAUCCCCGACUGGCUGAUCGGAAAGAAGAUUAGCGGCGAACAGUCCUACCCCGACCGCUCUGUUUCGCCCAUGGCCAUCCCCAUCUCCGCCAUCCGCCUCGUCCACCCCAUCACCGACCCCGAGACCGGCGUCACCCGCGACGUUAUCGUCCGCUCCCUUCGCCACGCCAACAUCCGCCGCGACCAACUGACCAAGUCCACCGAGUGGGACCGCUACGUUCCCGGCCUCAACGUCAUCAUCCCCUGGCCCGAGAAGACCGACCCCGAAGAGGUCCACCACGCGGGCGACACCGCUCGCAAGGACGCCUCCGAAGCCACCUUUAUCCCUACUCUCCUCCGCCCUCCCAUGCCCCAUACCCUCAUCAACGAGCUCAGGAAUCAGUACUCGCGCUUCAGGACCCGCCACGAACCUUGGUACCUCGAGAAGAAGCAGGCCGAGGCCGACAUGGCCAAGGAGCAGAAGAAGGCCGUCGCUACCAUGCUCACGCCGCUCGAGGAGUUUAACAGGAGACAGAGGGAGCUUAAGAGGAGCGUCGGCCAACCCGUCCUCACCGAGGCCAUGAUGGAGAAGCUUGGUGCUGUAAUUGCGAAAAACAGGACGAGGAUUCUCGAAUCUUCGGGCAUCUCCAAAUCGUCGUAA